Panicum virgatum (switchgrass) is the source of this 3072-nucleotide messenger RNA. Its product is annotated as MORC family CW-type zinc finger protein 3-like. Gene Ontology annotation, cellular component: nucleus. Bases 147 to 2549 code for a protein of 800 amino acids. Gene Ontology annotation, molecular function: zinc ion binding; ATP hydrolysis activity. The transcript has 18 exons. Lineage: Eukaryota; Viridiplantae; Streptophyta; Magnoliopsida; Poales; Poaceae. The record is from RefSeq and is a predicted model, not a curated record.
UGGCAGAGGCAGAGCACGAGCAGCAACCGCCGCUCCGUCUCCCUCCGUAUCGCCAGCACGCACCCCGCCCUCCCCUCUGCAAACCCACUCACCGCGCGUCGCCUCCUCCGCUUCCUCCUCCGCCUCCGCCGGGUGAAGUCGAAGCGAUGGGAAGUGUGACAUUUGAUUUGAAUGAGCAGCAGCAUGAAAAUAGAGGUGGCAGCUUUAAUUAUGUGUUGCUGCAAAAGGACUGUAAGAACAUAUGCCGCACCAAAGUUUGUGAUCUCCCCAUAGAAGUGCCGUUCAUUUGGUCAAUUAUUUCAUUUAUGCCAACUAAAGCAUACCAGAAGAGGGACCUCCCAAAAUUUUCACUGCUUCCUGAUCCCGAAGAUGGCCAUCAGAAUUCUGAAUGGGGAAAGUUCUUGCGCUUCCUAUCGGAUAAUAAAAAGGCUGCUAUUGCUAGAUGUGGGUCCUCAACCUUCCACAUACUUCCUCCUCAAUCUGAGGAAUGCUCAAACUUUUCACAUGCGGUGCUCUUAUACGAGUGUGGACGAAGUGGACCUGGAGAUUGCAAUCAGAUGGCAGGAACAUCUGGGAGACAUGUGAAUGGUACUGCAGUGAAUUCUUCAAAGAGGUCUUACAAGAGUGAAGUUCAAUAUGGCUUGAGGAACUCUAAGCCACCAUACUUCAAAGAGGAGAUUUGUGAUAGUGGGCUAAAUGCCAAGGAGAUGGAAACGUCACCUAAGCAUCGUAAUCCACAAGUCACAGAACCCCAUAGACCAGUUCCAGAAUCCUCACCAUGCGAGUCUGUUGAAGACAGCCCUAGAGUUUUGAAUCCAGCAGUACAAAAGAGAACGGCUUCUCCUGCAAAAAGUUUCAUCGUUGCAGACCCUAGUUAUCUGCGGACACUUAGUCAGACACAUGCUAGCUGGAUAUUUGGAGCAAUAGCUGAGCUCGUUGACAACUCCAGAGAUGCUGGUGCAUCUAGGCUGAAUAUUUCUGUUGAAUCUUUGUUUUCAAAGAAAGCACAAAGGAAAAUUCCUGUUUUAUCUGUAAUUGAUGAUGGGCAUGGAAUGACUUAUGCUGAUAUGAUGAGAAUGAUCUCUUUUGGUCACAAACGACCUACUGAUCAUCGAGAGGAUCAGAUUGGGAGAUUUGGAAUUGGAUUUAAGACUGGUGCUAUGAAACUUGGAAAAGAUGCAAUUGUGCUCACACAAACUUUAUCAUCCAGAUCAGUGGCCUUUCUUUCUCAGUCUUUUAAUGAAGGAAAGGAUAAUCUUGAGAUCCCUGUGGUGGCAUAUCGAAAGGAAGGGCAAUACAUGGAAGUUGAUUUGAGUGUCCAAUCUGAAGCUACUGCAGAAUAUAACCUGAAUGCUAUUAAGGAGUUUUCUUCCUUUAACGAGUAUUUCAUAGGAGAAAAAUUAGGCCUAUUUGGUGAGGAGCGUACUGGGACACAAAUUUACAUAUGGAACUUAGACAGAUGGGGUAAUGAUUACACUCUGGAGUGGAAUUCUGGCAAGUCUUCUGAAAAUCCUGUGCACAGUGGUCGUGGAGACAUAUUAAUUCGUUCAAGAAGAGUGAGAUCACGUCCAGGACAAACAAGUAACAAGGUCCCAUUGGACUAUUCUCUUCAGUCCUAUUUGGAAGUUAUGUUCCUGAAUCCUCGGAUGAAGAUAUCUGUCCAAGGCUCUUUGGUCAAAACCCGCCCUUUGGCAAAGACCCUUAACAAGACAUCUGUUAUUUCUGGUGAAAUUAUGGGAAGGACUAUUGUAUUGACUCUGGGAAGGAGCAAGGUAGAAUGGGACAGAACAAAUUGUGGAAUUUUCUUGUAUUGGCAUGGUCGUCUAAUUGAGUCUUACAAACGGGUUGGAGGCCAAAAGCACAGUGCUGACGUGGGACGUGGAGUAAUAGGAGUUGCAGAUAUUACAAAUCUCAUUGAUGAUGGAGAUGACAAUUCUUGGGUUUUGAACAGUAAACAGGGGUUUCAAGAUUGUGAAAUGUAUGCUAAACUGGAGGAGUGGCUUGGCAAGAAAGUGGACGAAUACUGGGACACACAUUUUGACAAUCUUGAGUUGAGAAAAGGGGAUGAGCGCCACAAGCCUGAUUCUGAAUGGGUUCAGUGCUACAGCUGUCGUAAGUGGAGAAUGUUGAAUGCAGGCUUCAAUACAAACACUCUUCCGGAGGAAUGGUUCUGCUACAUGCCACCCUUCAAUGGGAAAUGUGAGGUUCCAGAGCAACAAAUGGGACGUGGUAUCAUCGUGAUUGGUGAGAAGAGAUCUGGCCAUGAUGAACAAAAUAGGACUGCCCGGCAAGGAGAGACACCAAAGAAGGAAAUGAGGCCCGAGAGCCUCGAGGCUGAGAAGAUUACUCAAGAUGAUGGAGACACGAAGAAUGUCUGGGGUCCCCUAGAGGUCAACAAGCGAAAUAAAUCUUCAAGUGGCACCCCAUCAAAGCCCAAGGACAACAGCGAUGAUGAUCUUGAAUGUGCGUCCUCACAAACAGAGGAUGGUGCGCCUCGUCCUGCUUUGAAGAGGCUAAGAAGGGGGCCUGCGAAGAUUUACAAAUGCUGAGGAAAUUGAAAAAUACUUGUGGGUAUAAUGCAUUGUUGAACUUCGAGACCGAUGCUUGAGACCAACUUUUGGAGGAGCGCUGCAGCAGUACAAUCCCAUGGUUCUUGUGCAGUAGAGUUUAACACAUGCUACAUAGGCGUGUUUGUAAAAAAAUUAGUGGUUGAUUAGCUGUUUGUUUGUAGGUUGAUUAGCUGUUUGUUUGUAGGUUGAUUAGCUGUUUGUAAGUAGGUGUUUCUCGUUCUCAAAAUGUUGAGCUUCAGGUGGUGAAUGUGUGUAUAGCUGGCCUGUGAGCCUGCAAUGUUGGAGGGGUUUAGAAGGGCGGAUUAUUUUGGUUCGACAUAUGGCGUAUUAAGGCGUUUAAUCUUAGUCGGCUAGCCGGAUGCCUUACCUCCUAGGCAAUUUUUGUACUCAUGGAGCGGGCUGCUAUUUUGAUCUACUCCCUCAGUCCCACGAAGACUACUGUUUAUUUAGAAAACUUCAGACAUUAAUAUUAGUGAAAAAUAAUCAUGUUACCUCUAAUUAA